GCACUUGAGAAGCUUGGAGUAAGGAGCAGCCGGGGCAAAUAAAGUUUAUCAGCCGAUAAGGUUUAAUUUUGAACUUUACCACAGAGGACUCACAUAGGCUACCAAGCUUGUCAGGAUGAACUUCUUGCAUUUGGUGGCUUGUGGACUUAUUAUCACCUUGCUGUCAGUUAAGACUGGGGCAAAACCUUUAACACAGGCGCAACAGAAGUCUCUUAGAAGUUUGCUGGGGGAAGAGUUGGCGGAGUUUCUGGAGUCGGAUGAACAGGAGAGGAGGCUGGAGACUGUCCGUUCUCGAGUACGCUUGCUUCGAGAUCUGCGCAUGGACACUCGCGCCAAGGGGAUGUGGGCGCGCCUGCUGAACGACCAGCCAAGCGGGCGGAGACACAAACAGAGCACCAAGAAAGGAGGGGCCGGGUCCCGGAACGGGAGUGGAUGCUUCGGACACAAGAUGGACAGAAUAGGCACCAUUAGCGGCAUGGGCUGUUAGGAGAUGGAGCAAUCAAUAGUGUGGACAGUUCUGACGAUGGGUUAGGACAACUUGGAUUCAGUUUGUCCUCACCUGAGGGAAAGUGAUGGAUUUUUUGGUACGAAAAGCCACCAUGACCAGCAUUGACGAGGACUGAGACAACAGCGCUAGAAAACCCAUAUGUACAACAUAAAAAGACCAACACACACACAUACACCCACACACUACAAGAUGGAGGACAAUGGUGUAAAAAACACAAACUGCAAAGCUGUAUAUUGUUGCUGCUGCUGUACAUUCAUGUACUUCAUUCCUGCAUAAAUGUAUUUAUGUUAAAAAACAAACAACUAUUUAUAUGUUUAUAAAAGAGAUAUUUAUAAAUAUGAGUUUUAUUUAUGUAACAUUUGGAAAAUGGAUGAAAACUGCAGGUCAAUCCGUUUGUAACUUUUUUUUUUGUCUUAAAUAGUUGUAAAUGUUUUCAAAAUGAUAAAAAAAAACAUUCCAUGUG
Molecule: messenger RNA, 971 nt
Organism: Hypomesus transpacificus
Lineage: Eukaryota; Metazoa; Chordata; Actinopteri; Osmeriformes; Osmeridae
Gene: nppc
Product: natriuretic peptide C
Exons: 3
Coding region: 116-487 (123 amino acids)
Biological process (GO): receptor guanylyl cyclase signaling pathway; cGMP biosynthetic process
Cellular component (GO): extracellular region
Molecular function (GO): hormone receptor binding; hormone activity
Source: RefSeq, a predicted model, not a curated record